Messenger RNA from Drosophila melanogaster (fruit fly), 1918 nucleotides. RefSeq names its product Rad51 recombinase D (gene Rad51D). Gene Ontology annotation, biological process: DNA repair. Bases 104 to 1114 code for a protein of 336 amino acids. The transcript has 3 exons. Gene Ontology annotation, cellular component: nucleus. The record is from RefSeq and is marked reviewed. NCBI's taxonomy places the organism in Eukaryota, Metazoa, Arthropoda, Insecta, Diptera, Drosophilidae.
CCGCACUGUUAUCGAUUAUUUAUAAUGUGGACAAACUAUCAUCGACGAUAGUUCGAUAUCGAUACGUUGUUGAAAAGAAUAUAAAUAAAUAAAGGCGCCCAAAAUGGACCUCAGGCCUAUGAUUUUGCAAACAUGCACGGGAAGAUUGCUAUCCGAAUACCAAUUAAAUUUACUCCGUAAGAACAACAUAUGCUCCUUGAUCGACUUUUAUGAUGCGGAUGAGAAGAAACUCCACGAGCUAUGGGCCAUAAACAUACAAUCUGUUCGGGAAUUGAAGAAGGAAUUGUCUCUGUUGCCAAAAGGUUCAGUUGAUGAAGGCACUCCGGACUUCAAUUACGAUACAGGAAUCGAAGAGUUGGACAAACUGUUGGACUCCGUAGAGCAGCCCUUUAAGCCAGGCAGAGUCUGGGAACUCUGUGGUCAACCAGGCGUAGGCAAGACCCAGCUGUUGUACACGUUGGCCCUAAAUUUCGUCUGGAAGCAUAGCCAGGCAGUAUUAUUCAUAGACACCAAGCGGGAAUUCUCCUGUAAGAGAAUACAGGACAUGCUUCGGGCCAGGGAAGUGGAUGAAGAAGCCAGUGAAAGGGCCAUGAAAGGAAUCCGGGUGGUGCAGGCUGCCACUGGUGCUGAUAUAAAUGAUCUGCUAAAAUCCUUUGAUCAUCAAUUGACCGCUGAAACACAUGCUUCCAUGCAAACGAAGUUGGUCCUUAUUGAUUCGCUUGCCGCUUGCUUCGCUUUCUAUCGCGGCCGUAGGAUGCGGGACGUCAGAAAGUCAGUGCUGACAGAAUUGGCUUGCAAGAUCCGGAAACUAGCUCUCAGGGGCGUGGCUUUUGUCAUUGGGAAUGUGUCAUUCUUUGAAAACAAUAAAGAUAGUUGUGGUGAUGAUGGAGAGCAAAAUGGCGACGAUGAGGAAGUGACACGACAGCAGUUGGAGCCCAUGUUGGGAUCCUACUGGAGCUCGGUUGCCACGCUCAGAUUGUCGGUGGAGCUUCCAGAGGAAGAGGACUUCACCCUCCAGGACGAUGGCCUGCGUUUCAUUUACGUCAUCUCGAACACAUAUGGCCCUGAUGGUGAGCACUGUCUGCUGCGCAUCACGGAUGCAGGCGUGGUCUAACGCCGGGCAAAUGGAUUUUGCGGAUUUUGCUGUUUGUAGGACUUCAUAACCCGUUUGCCCGGCUCCAGAGCAUCGCCCAGACCCGGGCGCUUACGCCUGUUGAAAUUACCCGGUGCAGCUUCUACGACCACAGGCACUGAUUGAUCCGGUAAUGCACUCUUCUCCGCCGCCUCAUCCACCGACAAGUCGGAAUCGUGAGCAUACUGGCAACUGGUGCCAAAGCGGCAGCGUCCCCUUCUAAAGUUCCAGCAAAUCUUACGGCCAUUCUUCAACUUUUGGUGCGCGUCGUUGUCGACCAUCUUCACGUGCCGCUCCAGCGACGCGGUUUUAUGCAGCUCGGCCUCCAGGAAGGGAUUGUUAAACACAUCUCCCUUUCCAGCUCCUUGGGAAAAAGCUUGGCUAGCACUGGGCAACUUGGGAGGAGGAGUCUUCUCAUUUUUGGCUGGUGCCGCACUGGAAAUGCACAAGAAUUGGAAUCCUAUGUCAUACAGCAGGCGAUAAGGAAGGUCACCUCUUUGUUUCCCCGUCUUCGGAAAAUUGGCCACUGCUGUCUUCAUCGGAUUCGGAGGAGUCGCUAUAAUCUGCCACCAGCGACAUUAUUAUUGUUUUGUUUAUAGAUCUAGCCAAAACAAUAUGUUGUGAAAAAUAAGCUAACGCGUUUUGCUUAGCCGCAUUAAAAUACCAAAAAAAAAUGUCUGUUUAGUAUUAACAUACCACUACACUUAAAAAAAGGAUUUGCUCUAUCAAAAUUAUUAAACGCCCCAUUAAAAGAUUGCAAAUAAAAUCUGGUUGAAUCCAUAAACU